Messenger RNA from Clonostachys rhizophaga, 3963 nucleotides. The record is from the annotation of a GenBank genome assembly. NCBI's taxonomy places the organism in Eukaryota, Fungi, Ascomycota, Sordariomycetes, Hypocreales, Bionectriaceae.
AUGACCGAAUCCCCGCCCUCCGUGGCCCCUUCCAUUGUCUCGGGCCAGGAGUAUUUCCACGAUGAUCGCCUCCCGACCGCCAAAGGCGCAGCAUUCGACUUUUGCGCCAGUGCCCGCGGGUGUCUACCAGGCACACGGGUUGAACUCCUCAAUCGGGUAUCAACAUGGGCCGCUGCUGACGUUGAUGUUAACGCCGACUCCGACGAAGGCGACGAGAAGCCUAAGGCCAUCUUCUGGCUCAAUGGCAUGGCCGGCACCGGCAAGUCGACCAUUGCGCGGACUGUCGCUGCGAGGCUGCUCCGGGGCCAGGCGCCUCCUCAGCGCCUGGCGGCUACCUUCUUCUUCAGCAGGAGUGAGACGGAUAGGCGCAAGGCGGGGCUCUUCUUUGGCACCAUCGCUGGCCAGCUUGCCGACGGAUCACCCGCGUAUCGAGAUGCGCUCUUGAGCGCGCUGAACCAUGACCCUGAGAUUUCGCGGAGAGCGCUGCGUGAGCAGUGGGAGAAGCUGAUUCUGCUGCCUUUGACUGUUGCGCAGGAGACCCAGACGGUUGUAUUGGUGAUUGACGCGCUGGACGAGUGUGAGAGUGAGGAUGACGUCUCUACAAUCAUUCGCAUCUUGGCGGAGGCCAAUGGGCCGGGCCACUGUCCGGUGCAAAUAAAGGCAUUCUUCACUAGUAGGCCAGAAUGGCCCGCAGAACUUGGCUUCAAGCAAAUUCAGGGCCAGUACGAGAAUAUCAUUCUUCAUGCGGUCCCAAACGACGCCAUUAGCAGUGAUUUAUCUGCUUUUUUGACACAUGAGCUUCGCCGUAUCAGAGAGGAGCAUAACGAGACAACAGAGGUAAGACUCUCAAAAGAAUGGCCGGGCGAGGAUAAGAUAAAGGCCCUGGUCUCAAUUGCGUCUCCUCUCUUCAUCUAUGCGGACACAAUCGUUCGUUUCAUUCAAGACCAGGAGAUUAGCAAUCCGAGCGAACAGCUUUCUAAACUGUUGAAGGAAGGAGGACAGGCCAUCACCAAACCCUCGAAAUCUCCCCUGGAUGGGGUCUAUAUGCCUGUGUUAAAUCAACUCUUAGUUGGUGUUGGAAAGGAGGACGUUGGAACUGCCAUUCAAGAGUUUCGAGAGGUUAUCGGUAGUCUUGUUCUCCUAUCCGAACCCCUCACUGCGAAAAGCCUCGCUGCCCUGCUCGGCAAAGAAAAAGCCAAAAUCAACGAGACUCUCUUCCACCUGCGCUCCGUCCUUGAGACACCGGGCCCAUUUGAACCGACCAGGAUACUGCAUCUCUCAUUCCGCGAUUUUCUUGUUGAUCCUGCCAAUAAGGAUGAGAACCCAUUCUGGAUAGACGAAGCAGCUUGCCAUAUAGAGCUCGCUACACAAUGCUUUCAGCUGCUGAUCAUCAAACUGAGGAAGGACAUCUGUGACCAGAGCAACCCUGCCGUCAAACGCACAACCAUCCUGACAGGGAUCAUCAAUGCACAAAUUCCUGACCAGAUUAGAUACGCUUGCUUAUACUGGGUGUACCAUCUUGAGCAGGGCACUGCUGCCGGAGCCUACCUGACGCAGGACCAGAUAGGAUGGGUCAAGAAGUUUCUUGAGAUCCAUUUCCUCCACUGGAUCGAAGUCCUGUGCCUUUUAGGGCUUGGAUAUGAAAGCAUCUCCAUGAUAGAUACCCUUUGCAAAUUAAUGCCUAACGGUGAAGGCUUCUUGGAAUUCCUCCACGAUGUCCGCCGGUUCCUUCUCAAAUUCAUCCCAAUUACCAACCAGUACCCCCUUCAACUUUAUUCCUCUGCGCUCUUCUUUUCUCCCAGGAAUAGCAGAGUCCGAAAAUCAUUCUACCACAAAUCCUCGGGUUGGUUGCCACCCAUCUUUGCGCGAGAAGAAUGGGGGGCGUGCACACAAACGCUCGAAGGCCACACGGGUGUGGUCAGUUCCGUCGCUAUUUCGAAUGGGAACGACCUCAUCGCUACUGCAUCCCAUGAUGGCAACAUCAAACUAUGGGACCGGAUUGGCUUCUGCAAACAGACACUUAGAGGCCAUACUGACAGAGUAUACUCCAUCUCUUUCUCCAGUGACAAUAGCCGGCUGGCGUCUGCGUCCGCAGAUAGGACAGUCCGGGUGUGGGACAAGGAUGGAGUAUGUGCCCAGACACUUACAGAACAUGAAGACGCAGUACACUCGGUCUCAUUCAGUGAUGAUGACAUGUACUUGGCGAGCGCCUCGAGCGACAAAACCAUCAAGAUCUGGGACAGGAAAGGGGAGUGUUCUAAAACGCUCACCGGGCAUCGUGAUGAAGUUGUCUCGGUGGCGUUCGCGCACAGGGAGUUUUGCCUCGCAUCUGCAGAUUCAGAGGGUCAGGUCAGAGUCUGGGAUAAGAUUUGGGACCCAAAAGGGCCAAGUGAGCGAGUGCUCACGGGGCACAAGGACUGGGUCACCUCUGUUGUGUUCUCCCAUAACGAUCGCUUCAUUGCGUCUGCAUCUCUUGACGGCAGCAUCCGGGUGUGGACGCGUACUGGGGCUUGCUACAUUACCAUCGCGGCACGUCCUGGCAGCUCCAUCUCAUUUUCUCCCGAUGACAGUCUUAUUGCAUGCGGCUCCUCUUGGGACGGGUCUGUCAACCUGUGGAAUAUCAACACAGGUCACUGUGACUUGAGCUUUACAGGCCACACAGACCCCGUGACGGACGUGGCCAUCUCUUCGGACAACAACUGGCUAGUCUCAGCGUCCCGGGACAAGUCGCUGAAGGUUUGGGACUUUACCAAUGCCCGAACCUCUGGUGGCAAAACUUCAAAGGUUGAUGAUACAUCGAAUAGCAUUCACCUAUCCAUGUUCUCAAAUGACAAGAAGUGGCUCGCCACAACUUCCCGGCUCGACAGAACCUUAAAGUUAUGGCAUCGAAUUACGGGCGAGUGUGUCCAGGAUUUCCAGCAGACCCCUGACGAACACUGGCUUUCCUCGACGAGGACCAAGGUGAUUGACAAGGUCAAGCUCAAGCAAUGGCGGGGACGAGACUCUUUGUCCCCAAGUCCAUCACUGGCAGUACGAUCCAUGGUUUUUUCCCACGACGACAGGUUCAUCGCCACCGGCCUGGAUGAUGGGUACGUAAGGAUAUGGGAUGUCGGCAAAGGAAAGUGUAUUCGCACACUGAAGUCGGGCGAAGGCUACAUUACGUCACUAGAUUUUUCACACGACGGACAGCGACUGGUUGCGAGUUCUCUUAGCGGUGGAAUGACGAUUUGGAGUUUGGCUACGGGCGAGGUCCUGUCCUCGUUUGAGAAGCGAUCAGACCCAUUCUGCUACAUUGCUUUUUCCCAAGACGACAAGUAUAUUGCCUCGGCCUCCUAUGAUAACUGGAGGACAGUGAAGGUGUGGAAGUGUGAGGAUAGAUCCUGCACCUUUGAAAGUCACAGUGCCAAUGCAGAGAUUGUUGCCUUCUCGGCGGACGGCUCUUGCCUUGCCUCGGCUUCGAAAGAAGGAAGUAUUCAAAUAUGGAACUUAAAAACAAACAAGUGUGCCCACUCAUUUCAAGCUAAGGGAGAGGUUUUCGGCAUCUCAAGUGUAGGUUCCGGCUUCAGCAUUGAUACAGCAGCAGGGACAAUUGUGUUCGGAGCUAGUCAGGAUAUGGCGGAAGGGAAGAAUCUGGAAGUUCCCGGACCCAUUGGGUACGGAAUUACGUCUCAGGGUGACUGGAUCACUUGGUGCGAGGACAAUGUUCUCUGGCUACCCCCAGAGCAUAGACCCCAAGUCUUCCGGGCAGCUGGUCCAACAGUGACCAUUGGAUGCACUUCUGGUCAGUUUCUCAUACUCAACUUUCGGAGAAGCUCCAGGUCCCGUGCUUUUGAUUCGAAAUCGGUGGAUGCUACGCGGCGAAGCCUAAGUACUGGGAGGCUCAGCUUGAGCGCUAGCCGGCGCAGCUCGAGUCAUCGAAGGGACAAGAGCCAAAGUUCAGUACAUCGCGACCGCUUCUGGUAA